This is a messenger RNA of Dovyalis caffra, 2193 nucleotides long. The record is from the annotation of a GenBank genome assembly. Lineage: Eukaryota; Viridiplantae; Streptophyta; Magnoliopsida; Malpighiales; Salicaceae.
AUGGAGUUGGAUCCUGAUGAUAUCUUCAAAGACGACGAAGAUGAUCUCGAUAGCGAUUUCUAUCAGCAAAGAGAAUCGUCCAAAGAAUUCGUGGUCUACCUUGUCGAUGCUUCUCCCAAAAUGUUCUCAUCUACUUGUCCCUCCGAGGAAGGAAAGGAGGAAACUCAUUUCCACAUUGCUAUUAGUUGUAUCGCGCAGUCAUUGAAGACACAAAUAAUUAAUAGAUCGUAUGAUGAAGUUGCAAUAUGCUUCUUUAACACUAAGGAAAAGAAGAAUUUGCAGGAUCUAAAUGGUGUUUUUGUAUUCAAUGUUGCUGAAAGAGAGUAUCUAGACAGGCCAACAGCAAGACUUAUAAAAGAUUUUGAUUGCAUAGAGGAAUCAUUCACAAAAGACAUUGGCAGUCAGUAUGGUAUUGAUUCUGGGUCUCGGGAGAAUUCCCUGUACAAUGCUCUCUGGGCAGCACAAGCGUUAUUGCGUAAAGGAUCUGCAAAAACAGCCGAUAAACGGAUACUUUUAUUUACAAAUGAAGAUGAUCCUUUUGGGAGCAUCAAGGGUGUAGCCAAAACAGAUAUGACCAGGACCACAUUGCAGCGAGCUAAAGACGCACAAGAUCUUGGCAUCUCAAUUGAACUUCUCCCCCUGAGUCGACCUGAUGAGGAGUUCAAUGUCUCACUUUUCUAUUCUGAUUUGAUUGGGUUGGAAGGUGAUGAACUUGCUCAGUUUAUGCCAUCAGCUGGACAAAAUGCAAUUGUAAAAUUGGGAUUUCCCACUCUGAAACCUAUGGAAAAUACCAGCUCCAUAGAUCAGCUUAGAAAACGUAUGUUUACAAAGCGAAUAGUUAGAAGAAUCACAUUAUCAAUUGCAAAUGGAUUGUCAAUUGAGCUGAAUACAUAUGCUUUGAUUCGUCCAACUAUGCCAGGGGCAAUUACAUGGCUUGAUUCUGUUACCAAUUGUCCUUUGAAGACUGAGAGAUCUUUUAUCUGUGCCGAUACUGGUGCAUUGAUGCAUGAUCCUGCAAAACGAUAUCAAACUUACAAAAACGAUAAUAUCAUGUUUUCUGCCGAGGAGCUAUCAGAGAUUAAAAGAGUUUCAACUGGACAUCUUCAUCUUCUUGGAUUCAAGCCACUAAAUUGCUUGAAAGAUUGCCACAACUUGAGGCCUUCAACAUUUAUUUUUCCUAGUGACAAGAUGGCGAAGAAAACUAGCAGCAAAGGGAAAAUUAAGGAUUUUCUUGAGUCAACUACUUAUCUCAUACAAAAAGAGAAUAAAUUUGGGCGUUUGGCAAUAUGUUGGGUUCAUGGUUGUGCAGUGAAUGAUAUUUUGAUUCACUUCACCUACAAAAUUGCAUCUAAAGGACAGAAUAUGAUUUGUUCUGAAGUAAUUGGUAGCACUUGCAUUUUCAUUGCCCUGCUUAGAUCCAUGAUACGCCUUAAACGUUUUGCAGUUGCAUUUUAUGGCAGCUCAUCUCAUCCUCAAUUGGUCGCCCUUGUUGCACAAAAUUACUGUGGUCAUAUAAUGUUGCUUAUCGAUAUCUUUGAAACUUCACAGGAUGAGAUCAUUAGUGCUGGUGGUCAGGUUGAGCCACCUGGAAUGCACAUGAUAUAUCUUCCCUAUUCUGAUGAUAUUCAUUCAAGUGCAAAUGCUGGGGCACCUCGAGCUACUGAUGACCAAAUUAAAAAGGCAGCUGCUUUGAUAAAACGUAUUGACUUGAAAGAUUUUUCUGUAUUCCAAUUUGCUAACCCUGGUUUGCAGAGACACUAUGCAGUUUUGCAAGCCCUAGCUCUGGAUGAAGAUGACAUGCCAGAAAUCAAUGAUGAAACACUUCCUGAUGAAGAAGGCAUGGCUAGACCUGGAGUUGUUAAAGCAGUUGAGGAGUUCAAGCUCUCUGUCUAUGGAGACAAUUAUGAUGAGGAAAGUGAUGUGGGCAGUAGAAAAGCAAGCGAGGCCUCCAAAAACGGAAAGCGGCUGCUGAAAAUGCUGCUAAGGAGUCUGCAAACUACAACUGGCCUGAUCUUGCUGACAAUGGACAGGGAAGAAGGAAGCUCUGAUCAGCAGAAUAUUAACUCACAUGGGAAAGUGAGAAGCGUGAGGCAAAUCCAGCUCUUGUUCAGCAUCACGCGGUACAGAAAUUCCACUGCCACCAAUGGUUUUCUAGUCUAUUGGUACUGGAAAACCAAGAGCGUUAUGGCUUAA